Messenger RNA from Mollisia scopiformis, 1967 nucleotides. RefSeq lists its product as uncharacterized. Lineage: Eukaryota; Fungi; Ascomycota; Leotiomycetes; Helotiales; Mollisiaceae. The coding region runs from base 52 to 1692 and encodes 546 amino acids. The transcript has 3 exons. Gene Ontology annotation, biological process: intracellular protein transport; endocytosis. Gene Ontology annotation, cellular component: clathrin adaptor complex; cytoplasmic vesicle. The record is from RefSeq and is a predicted model, not a curated record.
CGAGAAACUUUGCAGACUCUCCAAUGUCUCGAUAAUAACUUGAAGAUCACGAUGAACGGAGCUAUUGAGGCCGUGUACAUCUAUGAUGAACACAAUCGCCCAAUACUCACCCACGCAUACACGUCAAGACCACUCACUGCUACUCAACUUCUCCCAAUUUACCUAGGUCAUCCGAGUCCGCGACCCAAUCUGAUAUAUCUGCCAAAUACCUCUCCGCCGACCUUAGUCUUCAGUCUGAUUCACUCCAACCUACUCUUCCUCCUAACCUCAUCCUCCGAAAUUGAACCUUUACUAGCCCUCGAGUUUCUACACCGAGUAAUAGAUGUUUUGGAAGAGUUCGUGGGUGCACCUCUGAUCUCUCACAAGGUAGAGAGCAGUUAUGAUGUCGUUGCACAACUUCUGAAUGAGAUGUGUGAUGGAGGUGCUGUUAGUACCACCGAGCCAAACGCUCUAAGGGAUUUGGUAGAAGUUGAGGGCUGGAUUGGCAAACUUCUUGGGGGCAUAAAUAUACCGGGAAAGCCGGGGUUCUCGUCAACAUCUUCUAAUUCCAACAUGUCUGCAAUAUCUUCCACGGGGACACUAGCUGCAAAUACUCCAGCAUUGCCUUGGCGUAGAGCAAAUGUACGACACACAUCCAACGAGCUAUAUGUGGAUCUAGUCGAGACUCUCUCCGUGACACUUGCGCCGUCUGGACGGCCAUUGGCCGCUUUCGCCAAUGGCACCAUUGCCUUCACCUCUAAAAUCUCUGGGGUCCCAGAUCUUCUAUUGCAUCUAUCCACACCCUCGGGAAGACAGAAUAUCAACAGCGUCAUGGAGCUUCCAAUAUUUCAUCCAUGUGUCAGGUUAGCAAGGUGGCGGGAGAAUCCAGGAGAAUUGAGCUUUGUGCCCCCUGAUGGAAGAUUUGUUCUGGCAGGAUAUGGUGUUGACUUACUGCCGUUUCAGAAUGGCAAAGUUGGAUCGACUAAUGCAUCAAAUCUGAAAUUACCUGUCAGCCUCGAAGUCAAGACCAGCCUUGGUCCCACGGGAUCGGACUUCGAAGUCAGGUUGUUCAUUACUAAAGUCUCUGGACAAGGCAAUUCUUCCUUAUCUGGCUCAUCGCAGGGUAUUGGGCGACCAGGAGGACGUGGUGGAUUCGGCGCAGGAAUUGGCAGUCAUCCGGGGACUUCAUCGACUCCCGCAUUGGAAGAUCUGGUAGUAACCAUACCCUUGCCAGCAGAUGUUAGGAAUCUCUCUGAAAUUAGAGCAAGUAGAGGUGAUACCACUUAUAACCCUGGAGAGAAAGUAUUGGAAUGGCACAUCUCGGCGAAAGAGGCUACAGCCGGAGGAGCCACUUUACGCUGUACCAUUGUUGGACCUCUCUCGGAUGACGAUGACUUUGAAGGAAACGGCUUCAAGCUUGAAGGAAAUUAUGAUUACCAGGAGGAAGCGUACCAGAGUGCUCCGGUCAAAGACACGAGUCCGGAGAAAACCGAGGAGCAGAAAGAUGCUCGGAAAGUUGCUCAGAACAAAAUUCUGAUGCCGACUUCUACAUCUGUCAGCUUUUCAGUCAAGGGCUGGCUGGCCUCUGGUAUCAAGGUUGAGAGUUUAGUUAUCGACACUAGAAAGAGCCGUGGACUAGGUGAGGGUGUGAAGCCAUACAAGGGUGUCAAGUACUUGACCGUGAGUAGGCGAGGCGUCGAGAUAAGGUGUUGAGUAUUUGCAUAGCAUAGCAUAGGCGUCAGGCGUUGGACUUCGGAUUGAUCGUCCGAAGUACCAAUAUACUAUAGGAAGGACCGAUUUCUUACGAUUUCACGUUUCUAAAUGCCACUCGUUACCGAAAAAGUCGAAUCAUGAAGAAGCAGGCAAUGGCUCAGCGACACCUCCUUCCCUUCUCUAUGCUGCUUCCCUAAGCAUAAUCAACCCCAUGAAGAACUGCUCUUUGCUAGCUCUACAGACUCGGUUUGUAUUGAUGGGGCUCAUCUACGAAC